UUUCCACGUUUGUCCUUUUCUUGAUUCUGCGUAAUUAUAUAUCAUUUCCGUGAAGAGCAUUGAGACUCAGUUUGGAUAGCAGAGGGUGAGAAAUGGCAUCAGUGGAAGGGGAGAGAUUACUAGAAGGCCAAACACGAGUAUGGAAACUCAUGUUUGGCUUUGUAGACUCCUUGACAUUGAAGUGUGCUGUAGAGCUUCGAAUAGCUGAUAUAAUCAAUUCACAUGGUGGUCCGAUCUCCUUGUCCCAAAUUGCUUCAGGGAUUGAUUCACCUCAUCCUGAUCUUUCACACCUUGUGCGCAUAAUGAGAUACCUAGUUCGCAAACAAGUUUUCAGCGCACAUCAGCCAGAACCCCAUGGAGAGACUCUCUACGGGUUGACAGACACAUCCAAGUGGUUAUUAACCGACUCCGAUCUAAGCCUCAAUCCAAUGGUGAUUCUGCAAAACAACCCAUUUCAACUAGCCCCAUGGCACUGCCUUGGACAAUGCGUAAGAGAAGGUGGAAUUGCUUAUGAGAAGGCUCAUGGCUGCGAGAUGUGGGAUUUUGCUUCUCAGAACCCUGAAUUCAACAGAAUGUUCAACGAUGCCAUGGCUUAUACAGCCCAGAUUUUUGUGAAAGCAUUGGUUUCAGAUUACAAAGAUGGGUUUGAUGGUGUGGAAACAUUGGUGGAUGUUGCAGGUGGGAUUGGAAGGGUUUUGGGUGAGAUUGUGAAGGCCUACCCUCAUAUUAAAGGGAUAAAUUUGGAUUUGGGUCAUGUGAUUGCUACAGCACCGGAGUAUCCUGGGAUUACACAUGUUAUAGGUGACAUGUUUAAGUCCAUACCUAAGGCAGAUGCAGUUCUAAUGCAACUAUUGCAGAGGAUAAUGCACGAUUGGGAAGACGAGGAAUGUGUGAAGAUAUUGAAAAAUUGUCGAAAAGCCAUAGCGCAGGCGCAUAGAACUGGAAAGCUUAUUAUGGUUGAAAUUAUUUUACCACCCAAUGGCGGCAGCAGCAGCAGCAGCAGUUUUGGUGAUGUGGAUUUGGCAUAUGAUUUGCUGAUGUUUUCACAUAUGUCUGGAGGAAAGGAGAGAACUGAGGCUGAAUUUAAGAAAUUGUUAGAAGGAGGAGGAUUUCCUCGCCACAAAAUCAUUCAAAUUCCUGCUUUACUGUCCGUCAUCGAGGCAUAUCCAGAAUGACAUAAUAAAGUACUGCUGUGGAUUUGUUUUCUAUAACGUUUCGAUUCGGCCCACUACUGAAUAAGAGGCCUUGCUGGCUUCUGCUUCUGAACAAAAUAUGGCCUUCAACUUAGUUUUCUAUUGGGCCGGCACUUGUAUGAUGGGCCUAAUUAAUUUGCUGAACUUUAUCAUUGAUCUAUAAUUAAAUAUAAAAACUGAUUUCAAUUA
Tripterygium wilfordii is the source of this 1382-nucleotide messenger RNA. Its product is annotated as desmethylxanthohumol 6'-O-methyltransferase-like. Bases 93 to 1175 code for a protein of 360 amino acids. NCBI's taxonomy places the organism in Eukaryota, Viridiplantae, Streptophyta, Magnoliopsida, Celastrales, Celastraceae. Gene Ontology annotation, molecular function: S-adenosylmethionine-dependent methyltransferase activity; protein dimerization activity; O-methyltransferase activity. The record is from RefSeq and is a predicted model, not a curated record. The transcript has 3 exons. Gene Ontology annotation, biological process: methylation.